AAGAUCGUUACGCGCAACGUUACAACCAUUCGCUCAAUAGAGAGCCAACGGCAAUAUUGCAUUUGACGAAUAUUGCCGAACAUUUUAACCAGCAUGAAAUUGGCUAUGGCGGCUAAUUACGGAAAUUCACGGAAUGUCCCGAAUUAAAUCCCAGUCCAUCGGGUUAUGCGGAAGAUGUCUGGACAAACCAGGAAAGGAUGUAACAUGUGUACUAUAUAAGUUAACCCGUCCUUCUGUUUGUCACUAUUCCCUAAGUAGUCGUCAGUCAACAAGCAACAUGAAAGUCACAGCUCUUGCCCUUUUCGCCCUCCUCGGAGCCAUCGGUGCAGCUCUCGGUGACGGGUACGGGUACGGGUACGGCGGUUCUUCUGGCGGAUACACCUACAUGCCGGCAUACGGAUACGGACAAGGACAAAGUGCGGGUGGAUUUGGAGAUGGCUCUUUCUUGUACCUGAUUGGGUUCUUGUUCCUCAUCCUGAUCCUGUUCAACGGCAACCUCUUCAACACCACAUCCACCUCAAGCACCACACCAAUCACCAUAAUCCAGGGUUAAUUAUGAUUUAGUUGCCAGUCGAAUACAGCCGACAGAGCCAGUAGUACCUUCAAUAUUCCAACCAUGGUUGUUGUAUUCGUGUUGUAUGUUGACUGUCCCGAGUGUACCCGUCUUCUGUGAUAACACGAGUAUUUAUCAACGUUACCACUGUUCUGUUGACCUGUCUCAUACUAUAAAAAUAAUAAAAGUUGGUUG
Messenger RNA from Mercenaria mercenaria, 748 nucleotides. RefSeq lists its product as uncharacterized. The transcript has 4 exons. Lineage: Eukaryota; Metazoa; Mollusca; Bivalvia; Venerida; Veneridae. The record is from RefSeq and is a predicted model, not a curated record. Bases 134 to 553 code for a protein of 139 amino acids.